Molecule: messenger RNA, 3680 nt
Organism: Amphibalanus amphitrite
Lineage: Eukaryota; Metazoa; Arthropoda; Thecostraca; Balanomorpha; Balanidae
Product: zinc finger protein 2-like
Exons: 6
Coding region: 194-1771 (525 amino acids)
Biological process (GO): regulation of transcription by RNA polymerase II
Cellular component (GO): nucleus
Molecular function (GO): DNA-binding transcription factor activity, RNA polymerase II-specific; RNA polymerase II cis-regulatory region sequence-specific DNA binding
Source: RefSeq, a predicted model, not a curated record
GGGCCUUGGUCCCCUCCGAGCCUAUUGAUAUUGAUAUGCACAUGCACAGUGUAUAUAAGCUAUAUGAUAAGUCCCCUCCCAGUGGCAAAUUUAUACAUUGCAGUUUAAGUUUGCAGUUGGUUUGGUUUGGAUUGUUUAUUAUAGGUAUCUUGGGUUUGCAGUGUGGGAAAUUUGUAGGCAAGACUUGUCAACGAUGAGUGACGUUGCUAUCGAGACCUGCUCUCUGCUUUUGAUAGUGAAGGAGGAGGUGAAAGAAGAGGAGUUGUCAGCAUCAGAAGAUACAGAAGGUGCAGCAGCAGCAGACAAACGCCAGAUGCCUCAGGAACCGCAAGAGAGGUGUAGGGAUGCUGUUAACAUCAAGCCUGAGCUGCCAUCCCAGAUCGGUGAUAGCCGGGAGAUCAUAGUCAAGGCUGAAGAUGACGACUGGGACGCCAAGUGGAGGGUGGAUGUACCCGACCGGGACCCGCUGGAGCUGGGGCCCGACACCAAGGUUCCCCUCGGUGAUGGUGUUGUCAAGGCGGAGCCCGAGGCUUCCGUUGCCGCGGUCGGCGAAGGAGACGAGGCAACGGGCUCAGCAGGCGGACAGGCAACGGUCGGUUGUCCUCACUGCGACUUCAGCUGUCUGGGACAAGAUCUUCUGAACAGGCACGUCAAGGAUAAACACGAUCACAUCGGCAAGGACGGCAAAUUGAAGUGCCAGUGGUGUGAUUACUCUACGAACCAUUCCGGCAGUAUGGCAAACCACCGCCGCAUACACACGGCAGAGCGGCCAUACCACUGUGAGACAUGUGACAAAACAUUUUCUUUGCAAAGUACUCUGACCCGCCACCGCCGUAUACACACGGGAGAGCGGCCGUACCGCUGUGAAUUGUGUAAUAAGUCGUUUGUUAAAAGUAGUUAUCUGGCCCGCCACCGCCGUACACACACGGGAGAGCGGCCGUACCGAUGUGAGACAUGUGACAAAACGUUUUCUCUUCAGAGUCAUCUGACCAGGCAUCGCCGUACCCACACGGGAGAGCAGCCAUACCGCUGUGAUGUAUGUGACAAGGCGUUUGCUGUACAUGAUAAGCUGACCCGCCACCGCCGCACACACACGGGAGAGCGGCCGUACCGCUGUGAUAUAUGCAGCAAGGGGUUUUCCGAGCAACAUAAUCUCGUUAUACACCGCCGUACACACACGGGAGAGCGGCCGUACCGCUGUGAAACGUGUGACAAAACGUUUGCUGAUCAAAGUGGCCUGGCCGUCCACCGCCGUACACACACGGGAGAGCGGCCGUACCGCUGUGCUCUGUGUAAUAAGUCGUUUUCUCGAACUAGUGUUCUGGCCAUCCACCUCCGUACACACACGGGAGAGCGUCCGUUCCGCUGUGAUCUGUGUAAUAAGUCGUUUUCUCAAAAUAGUGGUCUGAUCAGCCACCGCCGUACACACACGGGAGAGCGGUCUCACCGCUGUGAUUUAUGUAAUGAGUCGUUUUCUGAGCCCAGAAAGCUGACUAGCCACCGUCGUACACACACGGGAGAGCGGCCGUACCGCUGUGAUAUAUGUGGGAAGUCGUUUUCUGAGCCCAGUAAGCUGACCAGGCACCGCCAUACCCACACGGAAGAGCGGCCGCACCGCUGUGAUUUAUGUAAUAAGUCGUUUUCUGAGCCCAAUAAGUUGGCCAUCCACCGCCGUACACACACGGGAGAGCGGCCGUACCGCUGUGAUGUGUGUGACAAAACGUUUACUGAAAAAAGUAGUCAGACCCGUCACCGCCGCACACACACGUGAGGACGGCCGAACCGCUGUUAUGUGUGUGAAAGGACAUUUUGUCGGCCAUUUAGCCUGGUUAAGCCGCGCCCUGCUGGGCGGGGGGGGGGGGAUGUCGGAACACCCCCCCCCCCCUGGGGUUUUUCGCGAAUAUCUUAGAGACGGCGGCGAGGAGCGACGCCGUUUUUGGCACACCUCAUAAGGCAUGUCUAUACCGCGGUCUUAUCCUACUGAAGCGCAUGUUAAUGACAUCGGAGUCCGAGUCGAUCGCCGGCGACCUAGUCACUCGUUCACCAUCGUACCACACGGAACGCCGACCACCAUUUAGUCAUGCCGGCGAGUCGAUCGGAGUCGGGCAGGCGUCGUUUUAAGCACUCGAUCGGACCGCCUAUAAUGCUUUGCCACGUGAGCUGCGAAACUUUACUGGAGGCUGUAAGAAAGAACUCAUGCAACACCUGCUUAUGAAGCAGCGGGGCGGCGUCGGCUAGGUGUACUGUAAAGAGCAUGCGUGUGUGGGUUAGUGCGUGUGCAUGUGUGCAUGUUGAACUAAAUGACCGUUUUUUUUUUUAACUUUACGACUGCAGGGUGCGGAAUAGCCACUGAACUAUGUGGAUGUGCCCCAUGACGUAAAUACAUACAUACAUACAUGCAUGCAUUUUUGUGCUCGUGCUGUGAAAAUUUUGCCCUAAGCUCACCCAAGGUCAGGUUACCAGGUCACUUCAAGUGACUUCACCUCCUAUUAAGUUUCAAUGCUUGCCAUAGCUAUACCGAGUGACCGAUCGCUUGGAAGCUUUCAGCGAUUGAUAAAUGUAACAAUAUUUACAAAAUAUUUCUAUCAAAAUUUCGAUAUUGAUGACCAAAGGUUAGGUCAAUUUUCGACAUCAUAAUUAUAAUUCAAAGGGAGAAAAUUGAAAGGCGCCUCUUUUAGACCAACGCCAUUCUAAACAUUUUCCAACACUGAAUUACGAGUAAACAUGACACACUGAACCGGAAAAUGGCACCCGUGACCCCUCGUUUUGUCUCCCAAGUCAUCUCAGGUCACGAAUGACGAAUGGCAUCUAAAAGUGUUUCGUAAAUAUAUUUUGAGGCAAGCUGGAGCGAUGAAAACGCUUUAUGUAGAUGUGGUAAGGUCGACGAUACGGAUCAACUUAUAUACAGCACGACCUUUGCCGUUCGGUAAUAACCUUGACCUGAUGUCGAAUUUUCAAGUUGAACUUUCCAAGGCUAAAUUAUAGUUCAUUCGACUCGUCUCGACGGGAGGAACACGGUGCUGGCAAAAGUAAUGUCGUGUCUCUCUUGAGUCAAAAGCUAUUGAAGGAACACAUUUUCCUUAAAAAGCGGCUAUUUUUUAAUAUUACGCUCGGGGGGCUAAAUCGUUGACCUGAGGUCAAAUCUGAGAUCAUUUCCAGAAAGGCCUGUAAAACAGCUAUCGUAAUUUGACCUCUGGUGACCUGGUCUUUGACCUGACCUAAAAUAAUGACUGAAGUAUUUUCGUCAUGGUUUUUGACGUUCUUUCGCAUGCCGCUUACGGCGUGUCGCUACUUGUCCCAAGGGUCGAGUUUGAGGGGGGUGUUUGAACCCCCCCCCCCCCAGCAGGGCGUGGAAAUCCAAGACUCCCAGCGGGGCUGGGUUAAACAUUACCGGUGCCAUGCGCGCUGAUGAGUCUGAAGGGUUACACGGUGGUGCGGUACCGUCGAAAUGUCGGCCAAGCUCCGUAUCAUGGAACGGCCGUACGGCUGCACCACCUACAUGGUACGGUUCCUUCACCUGUCACCUGUAAUUAUACACAUACGGGCCCACGGUGUGCUAUAGAAACGUGUAAAUACGAUACGUCGUGUAAAGAUUGUAGAUAUCCUCUACAUUUGUGAGCCGACUGUGUUUUGUAAUGUACGUGGUGGAGCAAACAUGGCUGGCAAUACAACCGGAUGGA